AUGCGGCUUCAAAAUGUCUGUGUUUGGGGACCGCUUCUCUACACAGCAACCGCACACAACUCGAUACACUGGACAAACUGCAGCUCAACAGCCCCAAACCUCGAAUGCGGCCGUCUCAAUGUGCCCAUCGACUGGAAUCACCCCCAAGGCGAGCAGACAUCGCUCGGCCUGGUACGACUAAAAGCAUCCAAUGCAACCGCGCGCAUCGGACCGCUGUUCUUCAACUCUGGCGGACCCGGCUCAAUCCCUUCAGAGUUCAUCGGCGCAACCGCGCAAGGGCUGCCCCUCUUUGGGGAUAUUCUGCCACAGCAUUUUGACCUAAUCGGCCUGGAUCCCCGCGGUAUGGGAACGAGUGACUCUGUGCGAUGCGAUCCAGAGAUUGCCAACCGGCGCGUCUCGUUUUUCCCAAAGACACAAGCUGAAUGGGACGAGAUGGUGGCGUACAACCAGGAAUUUGCGGCGAGCUGUUACAACCUAACAGGCCCGCUGUUUGCGCACGUCGACACGACCAGCGUCGCCAGGGAUAUGGAGGCUGUACGCGUCGGGCUCGGCGGCGAGAAGUUGAAUUUCCUGGGACUAUCGUACGCAACGCAGAUUGCGGCUGCGUAUGCAGAGCUAUACCCCGAGAGCAUCCGGUCGGUGGUUCUUGAUGGGAAUUUGGAGCAUUCGCUGGACGAGGUGUCGAAUAUGGUGACCGAGUCGACUGGGUAUGAGACCGAGUUGGUCCGGUUUGCGGACUGGUGUUUUGCAACCUCGAGCUGUGCUUUGCAUGGCAAGGAUGUGCUUGCAUUGUUUGAUGAGCUUGUGUCCAAAGCAGACAAAUCGCCUAUCCCGGCCCCUGGCUGUACAGUAUCCGGUGCAUGUCGGUCGAAUGUCACGGGCGAGGAGAUUCGAUUCAAUGUUCAGGAAUUCCUCCUGUUCAAAGAGGCCCAGCCUCAUCUUGGUGUUUCUGGCUGGACGUCGCUAGGGGACGCUUUGAACCAGACACUGAAUGGAAACGCAACAGCCUUGUCCACCAUGUUAGAAACAUCGGAUAUCGACUCUACGACAUUUGCCGGACUGGCCGUGAGCUGCCUGGACUGGACUCACAGCGCCAAAUCUUUAGAAGAUCUUCUCUACAAAGAGCAACUCGCCAAGGCUCUAUCGUCUCACACGCAGGGCGCAUCGCAGACCUGGGGUACCCAGACCCGCUGCAUUGGCUGGCCAGCACCAGUACAGAACCCGCCACACAGGACACAAAUCAAAGGCGAGCCGCCGAUGCUGCUCGUCAACUCGCUGUACGACCCGUCAACGUCGAUUGUCUGGGCGAACAGUCGGUUUGCGCAGAUGCCGAGCAGUGCGUCGAUGGUGAUUCGUGAUGGUGAUGGGCAUACUUCGUACACGCUGAAUGGCGAGAGCACGGCGGCGAUGGUGCGGUUUUUUGUGACGCUGGAAGCGCCUGCGCCGAAUACUGUGUACAGGUCGUAG
Talaromyces rugulosus is the source of this 1467-nucleotide messenger RNA. RefSeq lists its product as uncharacterized. Bases 1 to 1467 code for a protein of 488 amino acids. The transcript has a single exon. The record is from RefSeq and is a predicted model, not a curated record. Lineage: Eukaryota; Fungi; Ascomycota; Eurotiomycetes; Eurotiales; Trichocomaceae.